Molecule: messenger RNA, 2816 nt
Organism: Phasianus colchicus (ring-necked pheasant)
Lineage: Eukaryota; Metazoa; Chordata; Aves; Galliformes; Phasianidae
Product: proto-oncogene Mas-like
Biological process (GO): G protein-coupled receptor signaling pathway
Cellular component (GO): plasma membrane
Molecular function (GO): G protein-coupled receptor activity
Source: RefSeq, a predicted model, not a curated record
UCUGACAAAACUUAUCUCACCUAAUCCUAGCAGCAUGAUGCUAAGACACUUGUGCCAUAUUUGUUAACGCUGGGUUCUUCUUAUAUACAGGCAACAAAAAGAGGCACUUUUCAGGCACGAUUGACCUGAGAUGCUCUUGCUUUUUUUAAAAACAAAUGUUUCCCACUGUAAAAAGACCUCAGAAGUGAAUUAAAACAAAGGAGUGACAAACAUGCGGUUUAAAUUUUCCUACAUGCUGUAUAGAAUUUGGCCUGAAAUACAACAUUUUGACAAGUGCCUUAAAACUCUGCCCUCUAUCCCUCUGGCAUCUAGCUCUGGCUACAGAGAUGAAUCCAGAAACACCAUCGGGUUAUCAUGAGGGAAACCCACGAGUUACCACCUCUCUCAUCUCUGCCCACAGGUGUGUGCAAAGUCACCCAACAUGAGUGCUUCAACUACACCAUUCUUCCUCCCAGACGCAGACAACCAGGCUCAAGGAGCGAAUCACAGCAGUGCUGCAGGAAAGCCAGAGCCAUCCUAUGCCGUUCUCAAGUUCAUGGAGAGCUUCUGCCUCAUCAGUGCCACCUGUGGGAUGGUGGGAAAUGGCAUUGUUCUAUGGUACCUUGGCUUCUGCAUCCGCAGAAACCACUUCACUGUCUACAUCCUAAACCUGGCUGCUGCUGACUUUGGCUAUCUCCUCUGCAUCGCCAUUGAAACUGUCCAGUAUCUGAUGCAGUUCAACGUAGGGGUACAGUUUGGGAUAUUCCUCUUCCUGGAUCUUUUCAUGUAUGGGACUGGCUUGUAUCUCCUGACAGCCAUCAGCAUUGAAAGGUGCCUCUCCGUCCUCUGCCCAAUCUGGUGCCGAAGCCACCGCCCAAAGCACCUGUCUGCCAUCAUCUCUGGCUUGCUCUGGGGCCUUUCUCUGCUGCUGAACAUGGUCGGCUAUAUUCUGUGCUCCAUCCAGCCCACUGGCAGCUGCCGGAUGCUGCUCAUUGCCAUUGGCGUCUUGGAUUUCCUGGUCUGCACACCCCUCAUGCUGUUCUUCAGCCUGACCCUCUUCCUCAAAGUCAAGUGCAGCUCCCAGAACUUACGAACAGGGCGGCUCUUCACUGUCAUCAUGCUCACCGUGCUCUUCUUCCUCAUUUUUGCUGUGCCCCUCAGCGUCCUCAUCCUCUUUGACUUCUUGGGCUACAAAUUCCUCUAUUCGCCCAAGAUUGGCUUUGUGCUGUCCUGUGUGAACAGCAGUCUCAACCCUGUCAUUUACUUCCUUGUGGGGAGCUACAGGGACCGGAGAAUCAAGUUCACCCUCAGGCUGGCAUUCCAAAGGGCCUUUGAAGAUUCAGCAGAUGACAAAGAGGAACGGGAUACCCGCGACACAAUAACCAUGUCCUCCUAAUACCCUUCUGUGCCCACUCAGUAGUAGUGCUCCGGAGAUGAGAGGUGAUUGUUCACAGAGCUGAAGAACUCUGAGGUACUGCUGGAGGUCCAUCCCACCCAACCUUAACAGUCUCCAUUCUGAACGCCUGCCCUCUCACUAGCUGUUUGAAGCUCUGCCCACAGUAGGACUGCAUUUCUUUUCAGCAGCCAUUAAAUGAUAAGGCGAAAUGUCUUGGUGGCUGCAUUUCAUCACAGGAAUCCUGCUCAGUUUACCACUCGAUAUUAAGUUCUGUUUUUCAGAGCAUCAAUAUUUAGUCACUCUUUUUUUACACAGAUCUCUGAAGAUGAGGGCGGAUCUAUGAUCUUCCUGUUGAAAUCAGAUAAGAAAUUCCCAGAAGAGAGUCCAACAAUUUUAUCAGCAACAUAUGCAAUCUUUGCGGUUCAUAGGGUGAAUGAUUCUUUGUUUUCUAAUGUGAGCAUUUCAAAUAGUGAAAUGCUUCAUGUUCUGGAAGUCUCUGUUCAUUAGUUAAUAGCUAUUAGUAAAUAGGAGCGUCUCACACUAUAGAUGUAAUGUAGUAGAGAAGAGCUCCAUCCCCUUCCAACUUGCCUUGCAACUUCAUGCACUGCGUUGCAUGCACUGUUUUCUUGCAUUUCAAGUAAAUACAGAGUCAGAGUUGUGUAUCAUUUUAGCUUUCUCCAACACAGCACAAAAGUACCUGCAUUUAACUGCAGCAAGAAUUGGGUUGUUAUUUCUUCCCUUCACGGAUGAUAAGAACAUGGCAUCCAACAUGCCUUGACCUACUGGAAGAAAUAAGGUCAAAGAAAGGAAAAAAAAAAUAAUAAAACAGAAAAUGGAAGAUAAGUACAUAUCAGAAAUUUGCAACAAAUUCUUUUCAGACCCAAUGACUGGACACAUAAGAUGUGAUUGUUUGAAAUGUUAGACUAUCACUCCACACAGUAUUUGCUCUUUUAACCUAAAUCAGUAAGAUAAUACAAGACAUUUUCUAUGAGAAAGCUUGCUGAUUUCCUCUUCAUACCCUCAUCUGCAAGUAGUUUCUUAAGGGAAGCUGCAUUCUUCUACUGUCUAUUCCCUUUUCUCUGUUCAUUUGCCUUUUUUUUAAAUACUGAAAAAUACCACUUAAAAAUAGUGGUCACCCCAGCGUCUGUGGUUGCUUUUUACUUCCUGUUUACAGUUUUUGAAAGCUGAAAAUUGAGUCUCAUUUCUAUUAUUCUUUAAUUUUUAAUGCCAUUUUUUCUCCAUCGUACACAUAGUUGAUUCAGACCAGGCCUAUGUCAUCAGUUGUUUUUAGUGAGAUUUUCUUUUCUUCUGACUUCUACUGAUAGGGGGAAGAGCCCGUCCAUUUAUCUGAAAGCAUGUUAAAAUGUAUUCUUUUUAAUAUCUGUAAUGAUUUUAUCAUUGGGAGAGAAGAAGCUCAGCUCAUUUCCUUUAUUAUUAAAAA